GUAGAAUAAGUAUCAUCCAGAAGAACCAGACCAGGAGGAAUAUUUAAGAGGUAGCUACAGGUUUAAUAUGGAUCGCUGAAAGCACCUCUUUCUCCCAUGAUCUGCAUGGUCAGGGGGCCUUGGCUUCUCUGACUGUCUUCUAGGACAGAGUUACAGAAUUCACCCUGGGAACUGCUACUAACUGAGAAUCUGGAAAUGGCAAAAACUUAUGUGAAAUCCAAGGAGAUAGUAGAGCUGGUCAACACUCAGACCUUCAUGGACAAAGGUCUGUGCUCUCAAAAUGAGAUGAAGGGAGAGGAGAGAAGACCUGGUGCUUAUGGGAUGCUUGGAAGCUUGACUGAAGAGCAUGAAAGUAUUGAAGAGGAAGAGGAGGAAGAAGAUGGAGAAAAACCUAAGAGAAGAGGUCCCAAGAAAAAGAAGAUGACCAAAGCUCGCCUUGAGAGAUUCAGGGCUCGAAGAGUCAAGGCCAAUGCUAGAGAACGGACCCGGAUGCAUGGCCUGAAUGAUGCCCUGGACAACCUCAGGAGAGUCAUGCCAUGUUACUCUAAAACCCAAAAGCUUUCCAAGAUAGAGACUCUUAGACUGGCUAGGAACUACAUUUGGGCUUUGUCUGAAGUCCUAGAGACUGGCCAGACACCUGAGGGGAAAGGUUUUGUGGAGAUGCUCUGUAAAGGGCUCUCACAGCCUACAAGCAACCUGGUGGCUGGAUGCCUCCAGCUGGGCCCACAGUCUAUCCUCCUGGAGAAGCAUGAGGAGAAAUCUCAGAUUUGUGACUCUACCAUCUCUGUCCACAACUUCAAUUACCAGUCUGCAGGGCUCCCUAGCCCUCCUUAUGGCCAUAUGGAAACACAUAUUUUUCAUCUCAAGCCUCAAGUAUUCAAGAGUUUGGGAGAGUCAUCAUUUGGGAGCCACCCCCCUGACUGCAGUACGCCCCCUUAUGAGGGGCCACUCACUCCACCUCUGAGCAUCAGUGGGAACUUCUCCCUGAAACAAGAUGGGUCUCCUGACCUGGAAAAGUCCUACAGUUUCAUGUCACAUUACCACUCUGCAAGUCUAAGCUCAGGGCAGGUGCAUUCAACUUCCUUUCAGGCUAGCACUCCCCGCUAUGAUAUUCCCAUAGACAUGUCUUAUGAUUCCUAUCCUCAUCAUGGUAUUGGGACCCAACUCAAUACGAUCUUCACUGAUUAAGGUAAUAACAUCUGCAUUUCAGAGAAUGAUAUGGAGACAUUUCCCAUAAUUCAAGUGAUUGAGCUGAAGAUUCAAAGACUUUAAACAGAUGCUAUGGAUAUAUAGCAAACAAUAAUCUGAGUCCAUUUAGGACCUCCAAUAGCUGUCCUCCUCUUUUGUCAUCAAUUUCUCACAUUGUAUUGACUCAAGUGAAAUUAUUUGAUGACUUACAACUAUGUGGUAACAGAAGACCUAGGCCCUAUUACAGUGGUGCCAUUGAAUAAUCUAUGCCAACUAAUUUUCCAUUUACUGGUGAUAGAAGCAGUUGUUCUAAGUUUAGAUAAUAUUUACAGACUUUUUGGUUCUGGAAUUAUAUAACAUUGGUGAAAACACAUAAAUUUCUUAAAACUGACAAAAAUAAAGCAAUGCUAGGGAAUAAACAGUAUGCAUGAAAUGAUCAAAUGGAGUUACUGAAGGGGGCAAGUCUGUUGGCAGAGAGAAUGCAAAGUUUGUUUGAACUUGGUGACAAGACUUUGUAUCUAUCUAAAAAUAGCUUCUAGAAGCUAACAGUCUAACUUGGCUGUCAUGUGAAUAGAUUAGUUCUAUUUCUCAUUGGAUUAGAAAUUGAAAAUAUCUUUCUUAGUAAUUUGAAAACCACAAGAGAACAUCAUGACUAGUCUUAUAAUAUUUCAAGAGCACUUUUCUUAGUACUAAAAGUAGAGCAACAAAAUCAUUGAAGUAUCAGCCUUCUAUGACCAGUGGAACAUGGAGAAGUCAUUUUGAUCACUUCAUGGCCUCCAUAACCAGAAGGGGCUGGAAAUUCUAACAAUGCUCAGGUGCUGCUAUUGGAAUCAGCACACAACCCAGGUUUACAUUAUAUAGCAAUAAAAAUGGUAGUUGGCUCCACUAACUACCAGUUCAGGGACUCUUUCUAGCUUAUUCUUAUAGGAAAAGCACUAGCAAGGUGAAUUUUAUUUGGCUAAAGUAAAAAUUAUUAAAACCACUGACCUCUGUUCACACCAUAUCAUAUUUUUCAGAAGCACAGCACUAGUAAAUUUAUUGAUCAAGCUUGAAUUUUUCUAACAUAUAUGCAAUUGCUUAUCUCUCUCACCAUUAAUUGUUACCUCUUCCUCACUUCUUUUUUUUUUUUUUUGGUACCGGGGAUCAAACUCGGGUCCUUGCGCUUGCUUAGCAGGCAGCAAAACCACUGAGCUAAAUCCCCGGUCCUUUAUUAUUUUAUUUUAUUUUAUUUUUUUGGUACCGGGGAUCGAACUCUGGUCCUUGCACUUGCACAGCAGGCAGCGAAACCACUGAGCUAAAUCCCCAGCCCCCUCACUUCUAAGAUACAAUAUGGUAUUACACUCUGUAUAUAACGUUUCAAGCAGUGAAACUCGGGGAUUCAGAAAGAAAGUCCAAGGUCAGUGAAUGCUUUUACCAGAUUUUAUCUUCAUCAUAAAUUUAGUCCAAUCCACUGGAAGUGCACUGUUCCUUACGUAACUUCUCUUUCCUUUAUAUUAACACUAACUUUGUUGAGUUUAUUUUUCACUCAGGAAAUAAAAUCUGAGAAAUUUCAGUACUGCUCAAUCUGCCAGAACAAUUAACUUAUGUUCGAACCAAGAACAUCAUAAAUGACUUAUUUAAUAGUAGAUCGGGUCCUGCUCCUGCCAGAGAGAGUACAAUUAGUAAUACAGAUACACUGAUAGGUCCAAUGAACAAAACUGAUAAGACAGAUUAGUAUGUCAUUUCUACAGUUUAGUUACCUCCUAACAUCUGCCAGACUGUAUGUGUAUCUUAUUUUAAAACUCCUCUUAUUUAUUUCUUUGUAGUAUAAGUUAUGUUGUUUCCCUUUCUUUGUAGCACUUAUUCUGCCGUAUUUUGCACCCUUGGUUUGCAAGCCCAUUUGAAAGUAAUUUUGUAGAGAGAUUUUAACCUCCAUCAGCCACCAAAGUGACUCCCCUCAUCAUGAUCUGCCCUAGUACAAAUAGGCAAGUAAGAUGAUUUAUAAAGCCAUCCUAUCUGCUGUCUCAACAUAUGCUGGUGCUCACCUGCAUGGAGGGAUAUGGGAGACUUUAUCUUUAAAGCUAGUAUUUUCUGGCAUUAGUAGAUAAUACAUGUUGUCUGAGUUAUUUAUUAGAUAUUAUUUAUUUUAUUUAUUUCCCACUUCCUUUUAUGCAACUUCUUUGGGGCACAUAGACAUGCUAUAGACAACUCCACCCUCCCACAAAGCUUCAUUUGGAAAGAAGCUCAUAAUUUUGCUAGGAAGUACUGAGUUUUGGAGUGAGAGGAAUAUAAGUAAUUUGGUUCAUAAUUGCUUGUUAUUAUUUGGAUGGCUAUUCAACUAAAGUUUUUAGAUUUUUUUUCCCCUUCACUCUAAGAUGAGCCAGAGGGGUUUUUUGGAACAUGUUGUUUAUGUCUUCGGAGAGUAUAGUACCCAUGAACCAGACCUUCCUGGAAUUGUGCAGAGGGAUUUUUAAAUUGAAUUCAAAAUGCAGUAUGCCUGGAAUGGUCCUACUCUUCAAACCAGAGCAGUUUCAUCCUUUUGUGGACUUUUUCAGAUAAAACAAAGCAAUUGUUUAAAUCUUUUGUUUAAAAGUACGACUGUUUUUCCUCCCUUUUUUUCUAGCAGAAAUAAAGCUGUGAGUCUUACCA
Molecule: messenger RNA, 3816 nt
Organism: Heterocephalus glaber (naked mole-rat)
Lineage: Eukaryota; Metazoa; Chordata; Mammalia; Rodentia; Bathyergidae
Gene: Neurod4
Product: neuronal differentiation 4
Biological process (GO): nervous system development; camera-type eye development; axon development
Cellular component (GO): nucleus
Molecular function (GO): DNA-binding transcription factor activity, RNA polymerase II-specific; protein dimerization activity; E-box binding
Source: RefSeq, a predicted model, not a curated record